Messenger RNA from Thecamonas trahens ATCC 50062, 6345 nucleotides. RefSeq lists its product as uncharacterized. The transcript is spliced from 6 exons. The coding region runs from base 1 to 6345 and encodes 2114 amino acids. The record is from RefSeq and is a predicted model, not a curated record. NCBI's taxonomy places the organism in Eukaryota, Apusomonadida, Apusomonadidae.
AUGAAGUUGACGCCAAAGGCCGAUGGGUGGAACGUGACCGAUCUGACGAUGACCCGCGGCGGCUCACUGACGGCAUCGUACCAGCUUGGCGGAUGCGUGUAUGCGCUCAGCGGAUCUGUAGUCUCUUUUGAGCGGGUCCACUUUGUCGACUGCCAGCUCGAUGGUAUAGCUCUACCCAAGUACAUGGGCGGUGCACUGGCGACGACUGGCGUGGGGACUUCGGUGGAGAUGGUAGACGUGGAGAUGCGCGGGUGCCGUGCUGGUGGCGUUGCCAACGGCGAGGGUGGGGCGCUGUCGAUCGGCCAGGACACAACGCUAACGGCUGGCGGCAUCAAGAUCACCAACUCGAGUUCUGGCGGGACCGGCGGCGGACUGUGGUCGAACGCGGCGACGGUCAACAUUGUCGGUGCUGGUGCUGUUGUCGCCAAUUGCUCGGCCGCCCUCAACGGUGGUGGCCUAAGGAUUCAGUGGACGUCCACGUGGGCAGUGUCUGCGCCACUCACUGUGUCUGGAAACAUCGCUGGCGCGCUGGGUGGUGGCAUCUCGCUUUCCGGCCUUGCUUGCGCUGGCUCGCUGGCCGGCGCUAUUGUCACUGGCAACACUGCGGGAGAGUGCGGCGGCGGCAUCCAUUGGACCGUCAAAGCGCCAAUGACUCUGGUCAACGGUGUUGUGAGCGGCAACCGCGCAGCCAACGGGUCUGGGAUCUGCUUCCACGACUUUCGCCCGUCGACAGGCGUCCGAAUUAUCGACUCGGUUGUCUCGGGCAACGAAGCAUCGGGCUAUGGUGGUGGAGUCUACUUUGGCAUGGGUGUCGGAUCACCAGACGGUGCGCCGGGCACUGUGGACACAGCAGGAACCCGCAGCUGCGGCAACUUUGGCGCGCUGGCACACGGUGUGGAUGUGUGGUGUGGCGGGGCGUCGCGGAUGAUCAACCCCAUUGUGGGCGGAUGCACGCCAGGAGCGAUGCGGCUGAAGCGGACGCGCGCCACGCCCGAGGUGCCAGACUUUGUUGCGAGCGGGACGUACUCGCUUGACAUGCCUGUGUAUCAAUCGCCGGACGAGGCGUAUCCGGCGCAGACGGUGUUAAUUCCGUGCACGGUGGUGGACGCCAGGACGCUCGAGUUUGUGUCUGUGGAGUCGAACCACACUGGAUACCACGAACUCAAGCUUGCGGUGGGCGGAAGUGCGAGCAGGGUGCGGCUGACGUCGCUGAUCACGUACGUAGAGCACCAGUGCUUCGACGAGGGCACGGUGUGGUACGGGCAGCGGUGCCAAGACUGCUCCAAGUUCAAGGGCGCGUUCUGUCCCGGCGGGACGCGGUUUUGGCCGCGGGCCGGGUACUGGUCGGCAGAUGAGGCGCAGCCGCCGACACAGUGUCGGCUGAAGGCGGCGUGUCCGGGUGCAAUGGGUGACAACAACGUGUAUCCUGCGCGUGUGGACGAGGGCGGACGGCGGCUGACGACACAGUGCUCAAGCGGGUAUGCGGACGCGUUCUGCUCGACGUGCAAGGUGGGAUACUACCAAGAGUACGGAGUGUGCCGUGCGUGCGGGUCUAGCGCGUCUGUGGAGACUGAGAUGGCGCUGAUGCUUGUUGUUGCGGGCGGGUAUUUUGUUGUUGUGCUUGUGGGGCUGUUCUGGCUCUCGCCGCGGUCGCUGGUGGGAGUUGUGGCUGUUGUGCUCGCGGUGCAGCAGAUGGUGAUUGUGGCCAAGGUCGCACUGCAGCAAGUGGCGGAGAGCACGAAGAGCGAGGUUGUGCCGACGAUUGUGCGUGUGCUGUCUAUUCUCAACUUUGAGAUCCAGGUUGUGAAGCCAGGAUGCGCGAUUUCGGCCAUGUCGUUUGUGUCGCUGUACUUUGGGACGCUGCUUGUUGUGUGCGCGGCGGGGAUCGGGUUCCUUGUUGUGGUUUGGCUGCGGACGCGGGUGUGUGGGUCUGGGUCGCAGCUGCAGCUGGCGAGGCAGGCGCCUGUGUCGCAGUCUGUACUCGACCUUGUGGAGGCCGAGCGACGUGGGGCCGGGCGGCAUGGUCCGCGUGCGGAGCGCAACUCGAUAUCGAUUGUGUCGGAGCGGCUGACAGCGAUCGACACGGCGUCGACUCGGUCGGACUCGACGGUGAGCAGCGGAUCGCUUGUGUCUGCGCUGUACGUGCGGUCACGGCUGAAGCACUCGCUGGUGAUUCUGGGCGCGCUGGCAUACCUGCAGAUUGCACUGCGGAGCGUACAGGCACUGCACUGCGUGCGCGCCGGUGACGGCGAGCUGCGGCUCAAGGUGGAGCUGCGAGUGGUGUGUUACAGCGGGGCACAUAUGCAAGCAGCGGUUGUGGCAUGGGGCGUGAUGGCUGGCUACUGCGUGGGGUUCCCUGUGUGGAUCGGAGUGACGGGGGUGCAGACGCUGCGCAAGGUGAAGGGCCUGCAUGCCGCGGUGAUUGAUCUUGCGCUGCAGUCGUACGGGCUUUUGCUGCGCGGGCUCAAGCCGACGUACUUUUGGUUCCGUGCUGUGCAGGUUGCGGCGACGCUGUCGUUCAUUGCGGAGACUGUGACUAUUGCAGAGGAUGGGAUGCGGAUGUUUGCGUGUGCGAUGAACUUUGUGGGCGUGACGGCGAUUGUUGUUGUGCUCAACCCGUUUGUAGGGUGGCUCCACACGUGGCUGGCGGUGGGGACGGGAGUGGCAGGAACGGGGCAACUGCUGUACUUUCUGUUUGCGGAGAACAGUGGGCUGUUUGCGGUCGGCGCGAUUGUGAGCGGGGCCGUAUUUGCUGUGCUUGCCGGGAUCGGGCUGUGGCGUCGGCGUCGGGAGCGUGGCAAGGGCGAGCGGAUGAUCGCGCCGGCUCGUGGAGGAGAUGGGACCGAGUCCCCACUGGUGCUGGCGUCGCUGCCGUCGCAACUUGGCGUUGUGGAUGAGGAAUCACCUGCGACGUCAGACACUGACGACGUGGAGGUGCUUGAUGCGUCGUUGGCGUCGUCGUCGUCGUCGUCGUCGUUGGGCUCGACUGUGAACCUUGUGAUCACAUCGGCAAACGUGUCGCGUGCUGACAACGUCGCGGUUGGCCUGGGUACGACGUCUGAGUCGCAGUCGCGGUCGGGUGACCAUGGAAUGGGAAGCAAGACGAUGUCCUUGACCCUUGCCGGCGCCGGUGCUGGGAGCACGGUCAUUGACUGCGGGUUCCCGGACAUGCCCAUUAUGACGUUUGCGCCCAUGGCCGACGGGUGGAACGUGACCGACCUAACGCUGCGGCGCGGCGGAUCGCUGGCGGCGACAUACUCGUCAGGCGGAUGUGUGCACGCGAUGAGUGCAUCUGUGGUGACCUUUGAACGAGUUCAUUUCGAGGACUGUGUGCUCGAUGGUGGGCUUGCCAGUUACCAGGGCGGGGCGAUGAUGACGAACGGAGCAGGCGGGGUGGUGACGCUCAACGAUGUGGUUGUGCGCAACACGAGGGCCGGCGGGAGUGCACCAGGCGAAGGCGGAGGGAUUGCUGUGGGGCAGGACACGACGCUUGUGGCGAACGGGUUGCGGGUAGAGGGCUGCAGUGCUAGUGAUGCCGGCGGCGGGAUCUGGGCGAAUGCUGCGACGGUGAAUGUGAUUGGAGCCGGGCUGACGCUUGUGGGCAACACGGCGGCAAAGGUUGGUGGCGGCAUGGUGAUCAAAUGGACGACGACGGUGUCUGUGACUGCGGCGCUCAAUGUGACUAGCAACAGCGCUGUCCGCGCGGUGGACUCUGUUGUGUCGGACAACGUGGCGACGGGUUACGGCGGUGGUGUGUACUUUGGAGGCAGUGGGAUUGCAACGAUUGAGCGCGUUGCGGUCGUGGACAACACAGCGAUGAUGCAAGGAUCAGGUGUAUUUGUCGGUCGCGAUAUGAGCCCAUCGAUUCUGGCAUGCAACAUUAGCCGCAACUUGGCGCCGACUGGGGCCGGGUUUGCGAUUGCAGACGGUGCGCCGGGCACUGUGGACACAGCAGGAACCCGCAGCUGCGGCAACUUUGGCGCGCUGGCACACGGUGUGGAUGUGUGGUGUGGCGGGGCGUCGCGGAUGAUCAACCCCAUUGUGGGCGGAUGCACGCCAGGAGCGUACUGCCGUCGUAGCGACGGCGCUUGCCCGCUGAGUGGCAGCACGUGCAUGUCUGCGUGCCCGGGUGGAUGGGAUGGGCCGCGGUGCACGGUCAAGACCAACUGCGCGAGCGAUCCAGGUGAGGGAGUGUGCACAAGCUGUGCGCCCGGAUUUGACGUCGUGACGAGUUUGGAUGCGCGAUACGGGACGUGUGUGGUGGCUGCUAGUCCGCCGCCAUCGCCAUCGUUCCCGGCGCCGCCGCCAUUCCCAUCCCCGCCGCCGCCGAUGCGGGCCAAAGAGCCACAGCCGGUGGUGUGGACGCUCAGUCCGUCGGUCUCGCCAUACGCGGGCGGAAUCAGGAUGCGGCUGAAGCGGACGCGCGCCACGCCCGAGGUGCCAGACUUUGUUGUGAGCGGGACGUACUCGCUUGACAUGCCUGUGUAUCAAUCGCCGGACGAGGCGUAUCCGGCGCAGACGGUGUCAAUUCCGUGCACGGUGGUGGACGCCAGGACGCUCGAGUUUGUGUCUGUGGAGUCGAACCACACCGGAUACCACGAGCUCAAGCUUGCGGUGGGCGGAAGUGCGAGCAGGGUGCGGCUGACGUCGCUGAUCACGUACGUAGAGCACCAGUGCUUCGACGAGGGCACGGUGUGGUACGGGCAGCGGUGCCAAGACUGCUCCAAGUUCAAGGGCGCGUUCUGUCCCGGCGGGACGCGGUUUUGGCCGCGGGCCGGGUACUGGUCGGCAGAUGAGGCGCAGCCGCCGACACAGUGUCGGCUGAAGGCGGCGUGUCCGGGUGCAAUGGGUGACAACAACGUGUAUCCUGCGCGUGUGGACGAGGGCGGACGGCGGCUGACGACACAGUGCUCAAGCGGGUAUGCGGACGCGUUCUGCUCGACGUGCAAGUUCCGGGUUGUGAAGCCAGGAUGCGCGAUUUCGGCCAUGUCGUUUGUGUCGCUGUACUUUGGGACGCUGCUUGUUGUGUGCGCGGCGGGGAUCGGGUUCCUUGUUGUGGUUUGGCUGCGGACGCGGGUGUGUGGGUCUGGGUCGCAGCUGCAGCUGGCGAGGCAGGCGCCUGUGUCGCAGUCUGUACUCGACCUUGUGGAGGCCGAGCGACGUGGGGCCGGGCGGCAUGGUCCGCGUGCGGAGCGCAACUCGAUAUCGAUUGUGUCGGAGCGACUGACAGCGAUCGACACGGCGUCGACUCGGUCGGACUCGACGGUGAGCGGCGGAUCGCUUGUGUCUGCGCUGUACGUGCGGUCACGGCUGAAGCACUCGCUGGUGAUUCUGGGCGCGCUGGCAUACCUGCAGAUCGCACUGCGGAGCGUACAGGCACUGCACUGCGUGCGCGCUGGUGACGGCGAGCUGCGGCUCAAGGUGGAGCUGCGAGUGGUGUGUUACAGCGGGGCACAUAUGCAAGCAGCGGUUGUGGCAUGGGGCGUGAUGGCUGGCUACUGCGUGGGGUUCCCUGUGUGGAUCGGAGUGACGGGGGUGCAGACGCUGCGCAAGGUGAAGGGCCUGCAUGCCGCGGUGAUUGAUCUUGCGCUGCAGUCGUACGGGCUUUUGCUGCGCGGGCUCAAGCCGACGUACUUUUGGUUCCGUGCUGUGCAGGUUGCGGCGACGCUGUCGUUCAUUGCGGAGACUGUGACUAUUGCAGAGGAUGGGAUGCGGAUGUUUGCGUGUGCGAUGAACUUUGUGGGCGUGACGGCGAUUGUUGUUGUGCUCAACCCGUUUGUAGGGUGGCUCCACACGUGGCUGGCGGUGGGGACGGGAGUGGCAGGAACGGGGCAACUGCUGUACUUUCUGUUUGCGGAGAACAGUGGGCUGUUUGCGGUCGGCGCGAUUGUGAGCGGGGCCGUAUUUGCUGUGCUUGCCGGGAUCGGGCUGUGGCGUCGGCGUCGGGAGCGUGGCAAGGGCGAGCGGAUGAUCGCGCCGGCUCGUGGAGGAGAUGGGACCGAGUCCCCACUGGUGCUGGCGUCGCUGCCGUCGCAACUUGGCGUUGUGGAUGAGGAAUCACCUGCGACGUCAGACACUGACGACGUGGAGGUGCUUGAUGCGUCGUUGGCGUCGUCGUCGUCGUCGUUGGGCUCGACUGUGAACCUUGUGAUCACAUCGGCAAACGUGUCGCGUGCUGACAACGUCGCGGUUGGCCUGGGUACGACGUCUGAGUCGCAGUCGCGGUCGGGUGACCAUGGAAUGGGAAGCAAGACGAUGUCGUUCGAGCGGCUUCCAGCGAGACGGCGGACAGCAACCGGACGGAGUCGACUUCGCACCACGACGCCGCGGCUGCGACGAAAGUAA